AUGCAAAGGAGCUUGUACCUUUUCGACGCCUCCUGCGAUAACUUUGGCUUGCUCACCAACACGGUGAAAACGGAGGCCAUGCAAGAAGCGCCGCCCGACGCCGUCUACAGUUCACCUCACAUCGACGUGAACGGUGCCCAACUGCAAGCCCUGGGCAACUUCACGUAUCUGGGCAACACACUUUCUCACAGCACCAAAGUCGACGACGAGGUGGCCCGCCAGAUCUCCGAAGCCAGCCAAGCCUUCGAUCGUCUGCAAAACACCGUCUGGAAUCGACACUGUCUUCACCUCAGAGCCAAACUCAAGAUGUGCAAAGCGAUCAUCCUGCCGACACUGCUGCAUGGAGCGGAGACUUGA
Molecule: messenger RNA, 357 nt
Organism: Spirometra erinaceieuropaei
Lineage: Eukaryota; Metazoa; Platyhelminthes; Cestoda; Diphyllobothriidea; Diphyllobothriidae
Source: the annotation of a GenBank genome assembly